AGCCUGGGGGCUGUUCGUAGCCCACCUGGGCCCCCUCCGACCCCAGGGGCUCCACGCAUUCUUCGCUUGCCCUUCACCUUCCCUUGGCCGGGCACUGUCUCCCUCAUCAUCGAGUCCUGGCGGCUGGAGGAGGCCAAGGGCCCUGGAGGUGAGUGAGGGAUUAAGGGAGGGAACAGCAGUGGGGACUUGAAGGGGGCAUCUUUAGGGGCAAGUGAGUUCUGUGGGAGUAGGGUGAAGAAAAUCCUUUUGUCAUUAAGGGAUAUGGGGGGGAGGCAGACGGGAGAUGGGGACAAAUGAGGGCUCAUCAGGUUGCCGGGGGAAGAGGGGAGCAGCCAGCACAAACAGAUUAAGGAGGAGGCAAAUGGCAACCGUAGGCAUUCAGUGGAGGGGCUCGCAAGUGGGAAUUCAUGAGGUCUGAAGGAGAUGUUGGGGGGGGGGUGUAGUUGUGCGAGAGGGGCAGGUGUGGAGGUUGUUGGCGGGCAGAUGUGCUGCCAGAGAAGAAAAUGUCAUGGUAUGGAGGAGUGUGAGAACAAAGGGGAGCCCGUGGGCAUGGGGGGAGGCUUUCAGGGAAAUGGGGGGUGUCCUACUGCGCUCACUGAUGUCUCUCCCAGGUCCCCAGAGCCGGCUGCUGGGGCGUGCGGUGGCACAGCAGCGCUUGGUGCCAGGGGGUCCGUGGCAGGGGGGUGCUGGGGGGGGGCUGCAUUUCAGCACUCGCCUGCGCUGCCGCCCCCCUGCCCGUGGCCCCUACUGCCUCCCCCACUGUCCCCGCUGCAUCCGCCGCUGCCUCCCCUACUCUGCUGCCUGCCGUGUCCCUCCACACCGCCGCUGCUGGCCUCUCUGCUGUGCCCACCAGGGCUGUGGGGCUGAUGGCCGGGGCUGCGCCCUCUCCAGUGCUAAUAGCACAGUCUUUAGGAGUGACACUGCGGGGCUGCGCUGUGACCCCCCUGGCCCAGUACGGCCCGCAUCACCAAGAGCCCCAGAAGCAGCCGAGGUAGCUGUGUUGGAGCCACUGCCGGAGGCAUCGCCAUCUCCCUGUGCCCUCGGACCAUGCUUCAAUGGAGGUGCCUGUGCACCUGCGCCCCCCCCUGGUGCUGGCUACAGCUGCCGCUGCCCCCCUGGCUUCCACGGUUCCAACUGCGAGCGCCGUGCUGACCGCUGUGCCAACCGCCUCUGCCUGCACGGUGGGCAUUGCCUGGACCUGGGUCACAGUGUGAUCUGCAAAUGCCAGCCAGGCUUCUCGGGGGCACGAUGUGAACACAACGUGGAUGACUGCAGCCCCAACCCCUGUGCCAAUGGUGGCACCUGCGUGGAUGGUACCAACAGCUACAGCUGCUCUUGUACCCUGGGCUACGCUGGGGACGACUGCCGCCAGCGCGCUGAUGCUUGUGCCUCGGGGCCCUGCCUGCACGGUGCUACUUGCUACACCCACUUCUCUGGCCACGUCUGCGCCUGUCCCCCUGGCUACAUGGGUCCCCGUUGUGAGGAGGAGGUGGGAGGGGGCCCAGCUGCCCCCCAUCGCCAGCCCCCAGCUCCCUUGGCCCUUGCGUGCGCCCUUCCGAUAGCCCUGCUGGGCCCUGGUCUGGGCUUGGUGCUGGCAGCUCGUGGGUGGCGGCGGCGGCCAGCAGGCGAGAGUGGCCGCACGUUGGAGCCCAUGAGGGCCCCUAGCCUGAGCCUUCCAGGGAUGGAGCAGGAGCUGCCCCGUGCCUCUGCCACCCAGGUAGGGCUUGAGCAGGAGUGGGGCUGUCCCCCAGGCUCGGCGCUUUCCUCACUUUGCUCUUCUUUGUUCCCCUCUUCCAGGUCUGAGGCAAUGGUGAUGAACCUCCACCUUACCCGCGUGUUUUGGGGGAGAGAGUUUUGCCGCAUCGGAUCAUUUCUACUAUAAACCUCUUUGUGAGAUCCUUGCUGGCUAUAGUGCUGCUGUUCCGUUUCUGUUGCCGCAGGGGAAGGCCCUGGUCGGGAUGCAGCAGGGGGAUGCGCAGCAGCUGGAGGCAAGUGAUGAUGAAGAUGGGCCCCUCUGUGGACAAACGGUGCCGCAGCUGGAGGCUGUGGGGGUGGAGGCUGCAGGCAAAAUACAGAAACAUCAUUUAAAAAAAA
Molecule: messenger RNA, 2094 nt
Organism: Numida meleagris (helmeted guineafowl)
Lineage: Eukaryota; Metazoa; Chordata; Aves; Galliformes; Numididae
Gene: DLL3
Product: delta like canonical Notch ligand 3
Exons: 6
Coding region: 509-1882 (457 amino acids)
Biological process (GO): establishment or maintenance of epithelial cell apical/basal polarity; heterophilic cell-cell adhesion
Cellular component (GO): protein-containing complex; plasma membrane
Molecular function (GO): calcium ion binding
Source: RefSeq, a predicted model, not a curated record